Lytechinus variegatus (green sea urchin) is the source of this 638-nucleotide messenger RNA. RefSeq lists its product as uncharacterized. The coding region runs from base 1 to 504 and encodes 167 amino acids. The transcript is spliced from 4 exons. The record is from RefSeq and is a predicted model, not a curated record. NCBI's taxonomy places the organism in Eukaryota, Metazoa, Echinodermata, Echinoidea, Temnopleuroida, Toxopneustidae.
AUGGUUGUCUGCAAUAAACACGAUGUGGAAACUGUUCUAGUAGAGAGCGAUCAAGAAGACCACGGCGACAGUGACGACGUCGAUGGCGUCAGUGGCGAGGACAUCGAAGGGGAAAUAUCUAAAGAAGAUGACGAAGAAUCGAUGGAGGGUCAUGCAACGAAACCUAGCAUCACUGAAGAGCAGAUAGUGCGCUUAACAGCAGAGACAUAUAUGAAAUUGAAGAUUGAGUGUCUUGCCCAAGUUGUCAAGUUUCCGUUUUCCGCGCCCAAAUGUGCAGGAAAGUUAUUCCCUGGCAGGAAAUCUCAGGAGGUCUUAGCUGGCCUAAGGGAAGACCUUCAGCGUGCAGAGAGCACAUUCAUCAACAAAGAGGCCGAGCUUAUGAACGAAGAUGAGCUCAAGGCUGAGAUGGAAUUGAUUGAAGAUGUCCUCAAUAAAGAUUUGAAUCAAGCGAGUGAAAAGAUCGAUGAUGAUGACGACGGCGACGAUGAUGAUACGAUCGGUUAGUGAAUGGUUUAGUUUCAUUAUUUUCGAAAUAAACGUUCUUGCAAUGCAUCAAGGGGCGGCCAUGGGGUAGGCCCGAGUGAGAGAGAGGGGGGGAGGGGAGGGGGUGACCACCUCCUUUGACAUUUCAAUCAAUA